AUUGACGGUUCAGAUGCGGUCUUCCUCUCUCUCCUCCACUGCUUGCUCCGUCUUCAACUUGUUUAUAAGCACUCUACCACAAACCUCCCUUCUAUUUUUCCCUCAUCUUCGCUCUACGGGCCUUUGCUUGCAGCAGUUUCCCAUUUUCCCUCUUUCCGACUUCGUGCUCUUUUUUGGUUCUCGUUUCAUCCUCUCAUCUCUCUGAAACAAUGUCGGCCGAGAAGGAGAGAGGCGGCCACGUUUACAUGGCCAAGCUCGCCGAGCAGGCUGAGAGAUAUGAGGAAAUGGUUGACUUCAUGAAGAAAGUAGCAGAGCUUGAUCUUGAUCUAACUGUGGAAGAAAGGAACCUCCUCUCAGUAGGAUAUAAAAAUGUCAUUGGUUCACGGCGAGCCUCAUGGCGCAUAAUGUCUUCAAUUGAGCAGAAGGAAGAAUCUAAGGGAAACGAACAAAAUGUCAAACAGAUCAAGCAUUAUCGCCAAAAGGUUGAGGAGGAACUAUCCAAGAUUUGCGGUGACAUUCUGACAAUCAUUGAUGAGCAUCUGAUUCCAUCUGCCUCAUCAGGGGAAGCCACUGUUUUCUACUACAAGAUGAAGGGUGACUAUUAUCGGUAUCUUGCUGAGUUCAAGGCGGACGAAGAAAAGAAAGAGGCAGCUGAUCAGUCACUGAAAGCAUACGAGGCUGCUUCAGCCACUGCAAACAAAGAUCUUCCAUCAACACACCCAAUCCGUCUUGGGCUUGCACUCAACUUCUCUGUCUUCUAUUAUGAGAUCAUGAACUCUCCUGAAAGGGCCUGUCAUUUGGCUAAACAAGCCUUUGAUGAGGCAAUUGCAGAUUUAGACAGCCUGAGCGAAGAGUCAUACAAGGACAGCACUUUGAUCAUGCAGUUGUUAAGAGACAACCUGACUCUCUGGACCUCUGAUCUGCCUGAGGAUGGAGGUGAAGAGAACGGCAAAGCUGACGAGUCCAAACCUGCUGAACCCGAGAAGGAGCAGAAGGAAUAAAGUACUGAUAAACCUGUACAAUGCGGACUGUGACCACUUCAUUAUAUCCAUUGAAGGCCAGAGAAGUUGGGUUUUGGGCUGUCCUGUUAUUUUCAACUUUUUCUUUCUACCGCUUUAUUAUUCUUUUCUAGUGAACUGGCCAGUUUUAGUGAGGGAUUCUUUACAUGAACUCAGUUUACUUUAAGCAUCUUUUCUUUUGUGCUCAUUAGUUUUAAGAUGAUUCAGUUUAUCAUCGUUUUGUUUUGCAAGUAGAAAGUCGUUUCUUUUACUCCCUGAGUGUUUCCCGGAAUUUGGACAUAUUUUUUCUUUUUCUUUUUAUGUUUUUAACUAUUGAGCGUUUGAUAAAAUUUUGUCUAGCCUUGUACCAAUCAGAAAUCUGGUCGCCUCUGUAAAUAGGAGCCAGGACAGAUUGAUUAAAGUGAGUUCUUUGUAUAUGCCAGGAAGAAUUACCUGGGCUUUCCUUCUA
This is a messenger RNA of Prosopis cineraria, 1467 nucleotides long. RefSeq names its product 14-3-3 protein 7-like. The coding region runs from base 210 to 1001 and encodes 263 amino acids. The transcript has 7 exons. NCBI's taxonomy places the organism in Eukaryota, Viridiplantae, Streptophyta, Magnoliopsida, Fabales, Fabaceae. Gene Ontology annotation, cellular component: cytoplasm. Gene Ontology annotation, biological process: signal transduction. The record is from RefSeq and is a predicted model, not a curated record.